Messenger RNA from Lotus japonicus, 3324 nucleotides. RefSeq lists its product as uncharacterized. Bases 492 to 3176 code for a protein of 894 amino acids. The transcript has 5 exons. The record is from RefSeq and is a predicted model, not a curated record. Lineage: Eukaryota; Viridiplantae; Streptophyta; Magnoliopsida; Fabales; Fabaceae.
GCAGCAGCAGAGAGAGAGAGAGAGAGAGAGAGAGAGAGAGAAAGUUCGCAUUCGCUGGCAGUGGUAGAUUCCUCGAGCUACCAUCCUCGUCUCGUGUUUCUCAAAAACCACGUCGAAUCAUGCAAAGUUACCUUCCUUUUCACAGUGACCUGUGACUGCUUGCAUUGUGCACAGUCCUUUUGUCUCUUCUGCUUCUUCUGUUCUCUCUUUCACUUUUUUCACCUCAAUGGUCACUUUCUGCUUUUUUGGGUCAUCGUCAUUUUGUGAAUGUCAUUGUUCCUAGGAAUAAAAGUUCCUUUUUUUAUGACAUUAUCAAACACUUCAUUAGUUUCUGAAUCAUGGGUCACUUUACUUUUUUUUUCUUUGGAUUAGGGGUGAGAGAGACUACUAGACUAGCAUUUCAGUAAAAUGGGGUUUAGGGGUUUUUGUUUGAAGUGGAGUUGUUGAUAUUUUUUUAUGCUUUGAUUUUUGGUGGAGCAAGUGUUGGAGAAAUGAAUGAUGCUACUGGGAAAGGUUCUUCUUGUUUGGCCAUAACAGAGAAGAAGAAUCAAAGGGUAGGUGGUUGCAUUGGUGUUUUCUUUCAGCUUUUUGACUGGAACCGUAGCCUUACUAAGAAGAAGCUCUUCAAGAAACUUCCACCUCCUGCAGCUGGAGCAAAACAAGCUUCUUCAAAGAAGUUUAAAGGGGAAGAGAAAAUGCCAAAUUCCAAGCUCCACUUGAUUGCUAAUGAGAACAAUGGAGGCUUCCCAAGUGCCAAAAAAUGUGUGAAUCGUGUAAUAGAGGCAGAACAAAAGCAAGAAGUGCGAGUACCUGGUCUGGUUGCUAGGUUGAUGGGUCUAGAGUCUAUUCCAGCUUCCCGGCGAGAUCGGACCAAAAAAUCUUCCUUUUCUAAUGGCGAUGGUGAGAAGGAGUCUUUGGAUGACCAUGAUAGGGAAAGGGUGCAUUUUGAACUGGGAGUUGGAAGUGCAAAGCAUGACUCAAGACCUCAAAAGCUUCAGAAAACUGGAACAGAUGAGAAAAGGACAAUGACUAGAUUUGGAGCUGAGGCACUACAAAUUAAGGGUGUUCUGUCACAAGUAAGAAAAUAUAAUCACCAUCACCAUCACCACCACACAUUGAAGAGCCCGCGAGUUCCUUCAGGAAAGAGUGCAUCUCGACGCUCUCGGUUAAUCGGAGCAGCUACGAAGAUCUUGGAACCUGGGAUGCAGGCUACAAACAGAGGCAAACAUUCUCUUACCUCUUCCACUUCCAUUUCUCCUCCCAAUCCUUUGAUGGGGCAUAAAUCUUGCAAAAAUUGUGGCAAUCUUCUUGAUGUUGUUGAGAUCAGCUCUCCAAUUGUCUCAGAUGUGUUCAUCCCCUCUCAUGAAAAUGAUGUAGUUCUUCUGAGAAGCCAGGAGAAGAUCAUAACUCUUGUUGAUGAAGAUGGAAAAAACAAUGCACAAUCUUGUAAUGAAUCCCUUACUAGAAGAAUGCCUGUGCCUGAGAAACGGGAUUCAUCACGCCAACUAUUUGGGGCUCAAGAGGAUGAUGGUGAGGCGUCUUUUGCCUUCAAACUCAAAACUCAAACACAAGAACAGGUGUUAAACAGUGAAAAAGUUUCAUCUGGAUCUAUAAUAAGUAAUAUGCAAGAGAAGAGGGUAUUAUCAGCUGGAAGCACUAAAGACUUUGUUGCUUCGAAUAGAAGCCUUAUUGGCCGAUCUAGGAUACGGUCUCCUACCAAGAUGGAUAGCAGCAAAUUUGAUCUUGAGAGAAAACCUUCUAAUAAACAUGAUGAUUCCUUGUCUCCCAUAAGCACCUUAGAGAGGAAAAGAAGGACAUCAACUGUCCCGCGGGUUGAAGCUAUAAAUUCUGGUAAUUUGGUUACUGUUAAACAGAAAUAUGUAAGUUCUGACACACGAGGGGGGAAAAGGAGGAGUUUUGAUGCUUCCUUCCGAAACAAUUAUAAUGUCAAAAGUAUACAAGGUGGUCAGCUAAACACAGAUAAGAUCAAUGACAAUAAGGUCAAUGAGGCGGUUUCAUAUACCUUUAGUUUCCCCUCUAAGACAAAGAUUGUAAUACCAGCUGCAAAAGAAGAGAGAAAGAGUAAUAACGAGGUUAAGACAGAUUUUCAAAGACUUUCGCCUUCGACAGUAGAUGCCUUAGGAGCCAUUUUAGAGCAGAAGUUGAAGGAAUUAAGUUGUCAAGAAAAUCAGGAGUUGGCUACUUGCCGUCCACCUAAAAACUCAACUGCCAUGAUUCUUCAAGAAUUAAUAUCUGUUCUUAAUUUAAAGCAUCUAACAAAUUCUGAUGAUCAUGCUUUCAGUGACAAGUUUGAGGCAAGUCAUGUAAGAUUAUUAGGAACCUCUUGCAAUGGUAAUCAUCUCAGUCCUGGAUCUGUACUGGAACCUUCCUUUUCAUAUAGUAGUUUGGAUGAAGGCUCAGCGCAUGGUUUUCGCUCGGACAAUCAACUGGAACAGUUGGAACAUGGUGCUGAACUUUUAUAUUCUGCAAUAUCAUUUGACAAAGGGAGGAUGAUAGGUUAUGAAGUACUGGCUGAACUUGCCAACCAAAUUCAUAGGAUGUUGCAAAGUUUAAAAUCUUGUGGAAUAAGAUUGACAGAAAGUAACCUCAUCCAUAUGAAAGAGGUUAUCUUCAAUGCUGAACUGGUUCUAGGAAAUUCCACUGAGCAUGGUGAGGAUGGAAUGUCACAACAGCUUCUCGUUUCUUGUUUUCUGCUUGGUGAACUGGACACCAUGGCAAGUGAUGCUAUGUGGAGAGAUUUCAAUGGCUUUGCAGGUUUCGAUGAAUCUAAAGAUAGAAGCCAGAUUAAGGGACUUCUGUUUGAUUGUGUAAUAGAAUAUCUGGAAUCAAAUUGCUGCUGCCAACAUUAUAACAGAGUAUUUCAGGCAUGGACAAAACUACCUUUAUGCAAGAAAGCUAAGAUGUUGGCUCAAGAGGUCAAAAGUGAGGUGAAGAAGUGGUCAAGUAUAGCUGGUAUGUUACCUGACCAAGUAAUAGAAUGGGAGAUGAUGAGUCACUCAUGGGGUAAAUGGACUGAUUUUACUACUGAAGCAUUUGAGGUUGGUGUUGAUAUAGGUGGGUUUGUACUUCAAAUUUUGGUUGAUGAAAUUGUUGAAGAGCUUUUAGAUUCCUGGAGGGGGCACAUUUUGAAGAACUUACCCAAAUCAUGCUACUAAAUUUCUUCUAGGCUCUUCAUGACUAACUUCUCAGGUUUUUGAUGAUUCAAGAUUCAAUGUUGUACAAAUAUAUUGAUGGUAUUUCUAUAAGAGAUUCUUGACAUCGUUUGGAUACACUGGACUAAUAUUAUUGUUAUUUUGUAUGUAA